UCUCUGCCUCGAUCUCUGUCUCGAUUCCGUUUGUCUCGAUUCGAUCUGUCUCGGUUCGAUCUGUCUCGAUCUCGGCCUCGAUCCCUUGCCCUUGACCAUCCCGCCGACGGCAAGCGCUCCCAUGGCGCAACCUGAAUCGGCAACGGCGUCGCCGCGGUUCACCUUCUCGUCGUUUGUCUCGAACCUCACCUCUGAGAACACCCAAGCCUCGCCGCCGCCAGCUCCACCGCCAAAGGGCCUGUCUCGCAAGGCGAAAAAGUUCCUCGCCAGGCAAAAUGUCGCCUGGGACGCAUGGCGCCCCGAGAUCCCCUCAGAGGCCUAUGGCGAAAGACAUCUGAGCAGGCCCCCUGUUUGGCUUGAAUCUGCCCGCGGUGCCGACAGCCCCAGCAAGUCGCUGGUCGACCGCCUGGAUUCUGAGAUCCGCUCCCUCGUCGACUGGCUUUCACCCAGCGCGCAAGAGGUUGACCUCCGGAACGCAACCGUCGCAAAGUACCGCAACAUCGUCAAGGCCAUCGACCCCUCCUUCGACAUCUUUUGUUUCGGCAGCUUUCCCACCAACAUGUACCUCCCCAACGCCGACAUUGACAUCACCAUCUUGAUCCCCAACCGCAGCAACACCCGCAACAAACAGGCCAAUGCGCUGGUCCGGGUGAAGCGGCAUCUGCAAAACAGACAAGUUGGCGAGGUGACGGCGAUUCUGCACGCCCGGGUGCCGAUCCUGAAGGUGCAGGAUCGGGAAACCGGCUUGAUCCUGGACAUUUCCUGCCACCAAGACGAGUCUGCCGCCCAGAGUGUCCACAUGGUACAAGAGGCUGCGGCCAGCUAUCCCCAGCUCCGGCCGAUCGUCAUGUUCCUCAAGCUGUACCUUGGUGUCCGCGACCUGACUUCUGUGCCGACAGGCGGCCUUGGGGGGUUCGCUCUUGUGUGUUGGGUGCUGACAUUUCUGCAGAUGCACCCAGCCAUCUAUUCAUCGCAAGUCGCACCUCCGUCACCGCCGAAGGCUGCUGUGGCUGCUCCGGCUAUUCAGGACGGCUCCCGUGAACAGCCUGCAUCUGAAUCCGCCGAGCAAACCGCUGCCCGCGAACACACCUCCGCCUCCGCUCCUCAAGAAGGUGCUGCCGAUGAUCGAGGCCAGGACCACACCAGUGGCCGCGAUGUGCCCCGGCUUACCGACAACCUCGGAGAGCUCGUGACGGACUUUUUCCAUCUCUUUGGCAAGGUGUUUGACUACUUUCGCCUUGGGCUGGUACCCACGGGCCACGUCGACCCCCAGAGCGGCGAGUUGCUGCAUAUCAUCUCCAAAGAAACGAGCGAUCUCAAAGAAAAGCGCUGCUUCUUCAUUCAAAAUCCCACAGCCCCCGUCGGCACGAAUCUCUGCAAGGGCACGUACAAAAUCGACCAUAUCACGGCGUCCUUCUACGACACAUACGAGCUGUUGAUGGCGAUGGAUGUCGCCUCCGGCGUCUCCGACGGAUGCGACAACGAGCUUGAGUUGCACCUCCGGCGAGCGCGGUUCGCUCGAAUGCCAAAGUCCAAGUCAGUCUUGGCGCAUUUUAUGCACAUGCCCCCGGACAUAUCAUCGAAUCGCAAGCGACCCUCUUCCGACCGGCACCGGCACCGGCAUCGCCACAGUCAUCACGACGACCGAGAACAUGGCCACCGCGCCGACAGACGACGGAGCCACCAUACCGACAGAGGUCAUGGACAUGAUCAUCGCCACGACAGGCGGGACUCGCGGGGCGGCGAACGCCAUGACAUCAGAUCGCAAGCAGACUACGAGAAACGACACCCAGAGUCGCUCGGAUCAAGCUCGCGCAGCGACUCGGGCGCACACAAGCGACGACGUUCCGAGUAUCAUCACCGUGGUGAGCCUGAUAGCGCCGAAUCUGGCCAUGCCAGCCCGAACCCACACAAACAGCGGCGCACAUGGGCUGAACCAUCGCAAGCCCAGUCAGGACAGCGAUCAUCCGAACGGCCCGCCCGUCAUCGUCGCCACACCGAGGGCACCUCUCGAUCGCCAAGCCGCUCUGAGCGCCGGAGAAGCUACCAGUGAUGUCCUGUCGCCGACACACACAACCAAAUCAGUAAGGUUGACCUGCAUGGUCUAGCACAUACCGUAAGAGCUGACCAAGGUCAAGAAUCGUGGUCUGUUCAAGCCCAGAUGUCUCUGGGGAUGCCAGCAGCCGUUGUUGUACAUAGCGCAAUACAUUUUCUGCACAUUCACGAC
Molecule: messenger RNA, 2227 nt
Organism: Polychytrium aggregatum
Lineage: Eukaryota; Fungi; Chytridiomycota; Chytridiomycetes; Polychytriales
Exons: 1
Coding region: 122-2053 (643 amino acids)
Biological process (GO): RNA 3'-end processing
Cellular component (GO): nucleolus; TRAMP complex
Molecular function (GO): mRNA binding; poly(A) RNA polymerase activity
Source: RefSeq, a predicted model, not a curated record